Messenger RNA from Magallana angulata, 2824 nucleotides. RefSeq lists its product as uncharacterized. Gene Ontology annotation, cellular component: nucleus. Gene Ontology annotation, molecular function: DNA binding. The record is from RefSeq and is a predicted model, not a curated record. Lineage: Eukaryota; Metazoa; Mollusca; Bivalvia; Ostreida; Ostreidae. Gene Ontology annotation, biological process: DNA integration; mRNA transcription; DNA recombination. The transcript is spliced from 4 exons. The coding region runs from base 573 to 2276 and encodes 567 amino acids.
GAGCUGUACUCGAAGCGAAGUAUAGGAAAGGUAAUUACAAUUUUUAAAUUUUAUUGCCCGGGGGGCAGAACCUAGUUGGUUCUUUUAGGCCUAGGUGGCCGUUUUGACCUAGGUGGUCAAUAUUUUCACAUACCUGAGUGGUAUGAAUUUUCGGCCUAGGUGAGCCGUAAUUGUUAAAAAAAAAAAAAAAAUAAGUUAUUGUAAUGAACCUAGGUGGUUUACUGACAAAAUAUGUGUAAAGCUAUUGCAUGACAUAUAACCUUUUAGUGAAAGGGGUAGCAUAUAUAUAAAGAAUAGCUUUGAGACACGUUUGCAGAUUCUCGAGGCGGCAAGCUGCACGUGCGGUUUAUGAUUUUGUUAGCUAGACCAGAUGAUGCAUGAUAAAUGAAUUGAAGUUUGAACUUGUUUGUCCAUCAUUAAGUUAUAAAGAAUUUACGGGACUAUAUUUGAACAUAUGUUAGUAUAAUAUAUCUAUCAAAAAACCGAGAUAACUUAGUUAUUAAGUUAUAUUAGAGUUAUCCCGCUUGAUGCGUACAUGCGUGAUAUUUUAUUUUCGUAUACAUUGGUUAUAGAUGGUGCAGCCUACUGUCUUACGGAAGAGACAUUCAUUGAAGGGGUUGAAGCUCUUACCUGUCAUUAAGAAGGUCAAAGGAGGAAGACCAGAGGGUCUGAAAGAAUUUGCGCGCAUGUCUAAGGAAAAAAAGACAGACGUCUUAGAGUUGGAAGAGAUAGAGAAUAUAGUCAACUCAUUGACAGGGGAAAACAUGAUUGAGCUGUUGGAACUAGCUGGAAGAGAUAUUGAUGUUAACGAGGCAAGAUGGUUAUUGCAUUGCUUGAUAAUUUUUGCAAAUGAAGUGGGGCAACCAAGAGGCCAGGCAUUAGAUGAUUCAACGGACCCUAGCACUAGUGCAUCCACAGGGGGAAGCAGUACACCAGUACCUUUAGAAACUGCAGGACCUUCAAAAAAAAGGAAGCAUGAUGUUGAUACAACCUUGGAGGAGAGGAUUUUGUCUUUGGAGAAAACGUCAAAGGGGGAGAUGGUCCAGGAGCUUAAAGAGAAGGAUAAUCCAGGACAAAUUGAGAUUGACUGGGACAUAAUAGAUAGGAGGCUUUUGGAACUGGAUGGGAAUAUUGUUACUUCUUUAAAGUGUAAAAAAAGAAACAGUCUUGUAGAAUCUUUUCUUGGAUUUUUAAAAGCAUCCCCUGGGUCUCCAACUUUAUUGUCAUGCACUCCAAAUGAUAUCCGGAGGUUUUUAGUUUGGAAAGAUCUAAAGGGAAAGACUACAAUCCAUAAGAUAGAUUGUGAAAAGUUAGGUUUGAAAGGUGAUUUUGAUUGUGGUUGUCCUAAGAGACUUGCUUCAGGAACAGUAGAAAAUUUAAUUCACCAGUUGAAUAACAUUUUUUAUGAAUUUGGGCGUGGAAAGAUAUGGGAUGUAUUGCUUUCAAAGGGAAACCCGGCAGCUUCACCUAUGGUGAAAGAAUACCUCAAGUUAAUUAGGGAGGAGCAAGCAAAAGCACACGUAUUACCAAAACAAGCAAAACCAAUUUUCUUAUCAAAAGUUAAGGCAAUAGCUUUAUUUAUAAAUAGAGAAUUAGAUAGAUGUGAUUUGACUCUCAAAGAAAAAUUUGUUUUGAUUCGAGAUCAAGCAUGGAUAAAAGUUCAGUUCUUUGCAGGUGACAGGGCUGGUGAUUUGUCCAAUGUAGUUUCUCAGGAGGUCAAGAUUCUAGAGGAUGGUUCUGGUUUGGUAUUCCAGCAUACAUUUGGUAAAACAUUGAGGGGUGAAAAGGGAAAGAACAAUUCUUUUGUAAUAAAAAGGUGUGAAGACAUAGUGGUAUGUCCGGUCAAAGGUUUGUUAGAUUAUUUUAUAUUAGCCAAAAAAUUGAAGGUGGAUCUUUCAAAGGGAUAUUUGUUUAGAAUUGUGUCAGAGAAUGGAAGGGUUUUAGAUAAAAAUGUUAGUUACUCUGUAGUUUAUGAAAGACUGUUAUAUUAUCUUUCAACUUUAGGUAUUUACGAGGGCGAAACACCUCAUAGUUUCAGAGCUGGUUGUGCAAUUACAAUGGCUUUGUCAGGAUCUGCUGAAAAUGUAGAUCAGGUGAUGAGACACAUUGGUUGGUUUGGCAAGUCAAGCGCAGAGUAUUAUAGUAGAAUGCAUACAAUGAUCGAUUCAGGUGUUGUUGCUACAAAGUUAGCAGAAUCUGUAUUUCAGGGAAAUGGGAUUGAAUCCCAGUAUAAAGGAAAGGCAGAUUAUGAUUCUUUGAGUAAAGCCUUUCAGUGAAGAAUGGAACAUUUAAUGAUAAUGUAUGUGAGUGUGAUUAAUGCUGAUAGAGGAUGUUAUUUGUCUUCCUUUGUUACCAUAUUUGAAGGACAUAAUCAUAUAUGAAACUAAGAUUAUGUUUAUUUAAAGAGCAUAUUUGAAACAUAAAUGAACAUUGGGAAAUUAUAUGUUGUGCUUUAUCAUAUACAUAUUUUAUUUUAUUAGAUGAUUUAUUAUAUUUCAUCUAUGUUGAUGUGGUGAUAAAAAUUAAAAUUUGUUAUGUUCAUAAAAAUGUUUGUUUUCUUUUGAGUAUUGGGAGAAGGUUAUUAUUUUCUUUAGGCUACUGAACUGAAGGGGCAUGUAUGAUUGAUGAACUGCAAAGGUUUUAUGCCCAAAACUUAAACAUGAUCUGAAUGCGGGAGGGUAUUAAACACUGAGGAUAGGGUAAGAGCCUCAUUGGUUAAUACCCAAGCGGAAGUACAUGUGACAUAUAAUUCAUUCUUUAGACAUCCAUGCCUGGUUUGUAGAUAUGUAUACAGAGGAUGGAGUGAGGAAUUUUAUAAGGAUUA